AUAACAUAAGAGGUUUUAGGGUUCUUCGUCUCUUCCUCUGCUGCAGUCGUGCGGAACUCUGAUAGCCUUUCUGGGAUUUCCCUCGUUCGCCGUUUUUCUCCUACGAUGGGCAGUGCAUUCUUAGAGUAGAUCGUAGGGAAAUUCUUGAGCUCCAGAUAUUGCGAUGUCGACUUCGUAUUUUGGUUGUCAGUCUCUGAGAUUCUCCCCAGCUAAACGUCUUUUUGUUUCCACCAACUUCAGUUCCAGGAAAUUUAGAUGUGGUCCUGCUUUUGCCUCGACGAGCGAUUUUGGAAAAGACCUCUCACUUCAGAUGAAGGUUGAGAUGCUGUUAGACAGCAUGAAAUGGGAUGACAAAGGUCUGGCAGUAGCUAUAGCUCAAAAUGUUGAUACAGGAGCAAUAUUAAUGCAAGGAUUUGCGAAUAGGGAGGCUGUUGCUACAACUGCUUCCCAACGAAAGGCUACAUUCUACAGUCGAUCGCGAUCACAGCUGUGGACAAAGGGAGAGACCUCUAAUAACUUCAUAAACAUUCACGACAUAUUCAUUGAUUGUGAUCGUGAUUCUAUCAUUUAUCUCGGGAAGCCCGAUGGGCCUACUUGUCAUACUGGAGCCGAGACAUGCUAUUAUACAUCACUAGAUGACUUGAUGGAGAGUCAACAGGAGGUGAACCAUAAGUUGGCCUUGUCUACUUUGUACUCAUUAGAGUCCACAAUCUCCGAACGCAAAGUGGAAAUAGCUGUUCCACAAAAUGGUAAGCCCUCGUGGACGAGACGACUGUUGCUUGACAACAACUUGCUCUGCUCUAAAAUCAGGGAAGAAGCGGACGAGUUGUGUCGAACGUUGGAAGAGAAUGAGGAUAAGUCUCGCACUGCCUCGGAAAUGGCAGAUGUGCUGUAUCAUGCCAUGGUUCUCCUGGCAGUCAAAGAGGUAGAGAUGGAGGAUGUUCUUCAAAUUCUGCGUCAGAGAUUUUCUCAGUCGGGUAUCGAGGAGAAGAGGAAUCGACCGCCCAAAAGCUAAUUAGCUAUUGAUUAUCACAUUUUUAACUGUGGGCAGUAUAUAUAUGAUGGCACAAGCACAUAAAAUUUGUUGUAAUAUUUCUCCCCUGAUUUAAGUAACUUUUGAAUUCUCACUGUAAUUUGGAAACCUUGCAGGCUUAAUUGCCUUCAUUUUUGGUAUUUGAAUUGUUUUAUAAACUCAUAUUAGGAGGAGUUGGAUCACUUUUUGCUCAUCUAAUGGUGCCAAUCUACCUGGUAUGUAACUUCUUUUUUGGUUAAAUUACAAGUUUGUAUUCUUUAA
Molecule: messenger RNA, 1294 nt
Organism: Momordica charantia (bitter melon)
Lineage: Eukaryota; Viridiplantae; Streptophyta; Magnoliopsida; Cucurbitales; Cucurbitaceae
Gene: AT-IE
Product: histidine biosynthesis bifunctional protein (HISIE)
Biological process (GO): L-histidine biosynthetic process
Molecular function (GO): phosphoribosyl-ATP diphosphatase activity; phosphoribosyl-AMP cyclohydrolase activity
Source: RefSeq, a predicted model, not a curated record